UAUUAUUGAAACCCCGUUUAUAUUUUCCCAUACGUAUGUCUUCAUUGGCUUUAUGAAAUAUAUUUUUCCUAGCCUUUUUAUCAAAAGAAGUUACAUUAUUGCUUUAAACUUUGUCCUUAACGAAGACAACAUUAUCAUGACACAUUUUUAGUUUUAAUUACUUCCAAACCAGUAGGACGUUGCUCACGUUUAAUGCAUUUUUCUUUCAUUGGCCUAUGUUUUGCUAAACAGCAAUGGAAAUAUUGUUCUUUUUCGCAGAUUAAUGAUUAAAAAAAAGGAAUAAUGCAAUACCAAUAAUUUUAAGAAGUCAUUGCAGAAAUAUGGAGACGGAUAUUAGCAGUCCUGCAAACUGGAGACUGAGGAAUGUAAAUAAACACUGGUUCUUAGAUAUCGAUGGCAAAUUGAAAAGGCUGAACAUGUUGAAUGGUUCAACUGAAGCUCUUCUGGAUAAUGACAUAAUAUUUAGUGACUAUUCCAUGUAUCAAAUUUAUGAAGAAAAUGGUGAAGUGAUGAUUACAGAAAUAGAGGAUAUUUAUCAGAAACAUAUUCCAUCAGGUCGCCAACAAGAUGAUACAAUUAUUUCCAUGCAUGGGGGUGGAGAUUCAGUUCAGAAUUUUGCUUUCAUGGAAGAAAACACGGAACAAAACGAGGAAAGGAGACGUUUUGCAGAGAAUGAAGAAGAAGAUGAUAGUUCAGAUGAUCAACAAGAGGUAAAUUAUAGCAUUGGGAGUGAAGAAUACAUAAAAAAGAGGGGAAAAUUCCGGCGCCUUAUUGAUCGCAUUAAACAAAUUAAGAAAAAGAACCGAAGAGAGAAAAACUUCAAUUUGAAAAAGAAAGAGGAACCAAUAUACGAAGAUAUAAACAAAGAUGACUACGGCUACGACUAUUUACCAAUCAAAUGUAAAGAAAAAAUGUGUGAUGAUAUAACUGAUAAGAAAUAUGAUGAUGAUGAUGAUGAUUAUGGAGACUAUGACGAUUACACUACAUUCAAAGAACUAACAAGAGAGUACGCCGAAGGGUCAAGUGUCUCUUUGAUGAAAAAAGUGACAGCAAUUUUUGAUUUUGAUAAACUUACUGACGAAGACCUAAGCUUCAAACAGCUGGAUGAACUAAAUGUCUUCGAGGAUAUCGUAAGUGAAAACUCUGAAUGGUGUUAUGCAGAACAUUUGGUGACGCGAGAAAAGGGCUUCGUUCCAGUUGCGUACAUCACUCAAGCGGAUGUUAAACUACUUACGCAAGAAUGGUGGCAUAACAUAGACAGAGAAGGAGCGGAAGAGCUGUUGACAAACCUUCACAGACCUACCCUGGGAACAUACCUUAUUAGACCUUCUAGCGGUGACAAUAUUUAUGCAUUAUCGAUGAUUGUUCCUACUACACAUAACAAAGAACAACGUAUUUUUCACUACGCCAUCAAAUCACGAGAUGAUCACUUAUAUAUAUCCCGAGACAAGCAAUUUAGGGACAUAUUUGCUCUUGUUGAUUAUUACAAACAUGAAGACGCUAGGCUUCAAUGUAAUUUGAAGAUCCCUGCUCAAAGACAAAGCCCUCUUGUUUACCCACGGAGCAUAGAAGUACAAAAGAAAUAUAUUGAAAUUAUCAAGUCUAUACACAUUGGUACAUUUGGGGUGCUUUUUGGAGGAAAAUUGUGCAACAUCCUUGACGUUACUAUCGUGACUAAAUGCAAAAGUGAAGUAGAACGUUUUUUGGCCGAGGCUAAUCAUCUAUACAAGUUUCUUCACAGCAAACAUCUUGUCAGAGUAAUAGCUGUUGUUCUUGAAGCAAAACCAUUUAUGAUUGUGCUCAGGGAGACUGUUCAAGAAACGCUUCAAUACUAUUUGAGGAAAUGUGAUAAAAAAAGAAUAUCGUUCAAAAGGUUGACUAAUAUGGCUGCAGAGAUUGCUAAAGGUAUGGCGUUUCUUGAAGAAAAUUGCAUUGUCCACGGGAAUUUGAAAUCUGAAAACGUAUUUAUUUGUGAGCAUGAUAAACUAAAGAUACUGCAUCCAAAACUCAUUAAACUAAUGAGAACAAGUGCCAAUGAUGAACAUGAAGAAGGGGACACAGAAUGGCAAUGGACAGCACCGGAAGUAGUAGAAGACGAAAGUGUUUUGUGCACAAAGUCUGACGUAUGGUCGUUUGGAGUUGUGAUGUAUGAAAUCAUCACAUUUGGUGGAGUGCCGUAUGCAGGUUUAGAAAAGGAAGAGACUUUGCAUAAGUUAUUGAGAGGUCAUUUCCGGGAGCCAAUACCUGUACAAUGUCCUUACUCGUUUUACAACACGAUACUUCAAUGUUGGCAUCAAAUUCCGGAUUGUAGACUAACAUUUGAUUUCCUGUACAAUUUUCUUGAUGACUUUGAAGUUGCUUCGGAGCCUGUAAUGGUUCUAGACGGUUACCAGUCUAAGUUGAUAAAAAAAUGGACAUUGAAGAUUGAAAAGGAAGAGCAGACGAGAGGAAAAUUAGAAGAUGAAAAAGAAGAGAUAACAAACAAAUCGGAUGAUCCAAACGAAUACGCAUUUCCUAACGUAAAGACUGAUACACUUAUUGAUCAAACUGAAAGCAACAAAAAUGUUGACAUAACUCCAGGAUUUGAUGCGACAGCCUUGUAUGAUUACACAGCAGAGGCUGAUGACGAGAUAUCUUUGGACCCUGGCGAAAUCAUAACAAACAUAGAACCGAUAGAUGAAGGUUGGUGGAUUGGGACAACGGCAAAUGGAGUACGUGGGAUAUUUCCAGCCAAUUAUGUGGAAGUCUGUGCAAGAAAUAUACAUAUUGAUCAAACUGCAAGCGACAAAGAGGUUGACAUUACACCAGGAUUUGAUGCGAAUGCCUUGGACGACUACACGGCAGAUACACAUAUUGUUCAAACUGAAAGCAACAAAAAUGUUGACAUUACAUCAGGAUUUGAUGCGACAGCCUUUAGCGAUUACACAGCAGAGGACGAUAACGAGAUAUCUUUUGACCAAGGCGACAUAAUAACAAAUAUAGAUCCAAUAGAUAUUGGUUGGUGGAUAGGAACAACAGUAAAUGGAGAACGUGGGAAAUUUCCAGCACAUUAUGUGAGAGUUUGUGUAAAACAUACACAUAUUGACCAAACUGUAAGCAACAAAGAUAUUGACAUUACACCAGGAUUUGAAGGGAAACCGUUGGACGACUACACAGCAGACCUACAUGAUGAUCAAAGUACAAGCAACAGAAUUGUUGAUAUUACUCCAGGAUUUGAUGUCACUGCCUUAUAUGGUUUCACUGCAGAGACUGAUGACCAGAUCUCUUUUGAUCCGGGCGACAUGAUAACAAACAUAGAACGGAUAAAUGAUGAUUGGUGGAGAGGGACGACGGCAAAGGGAAUACGCGGGCUUUUUCCAGCUACUUAUGUUGAAGUUCAUGAAAUCACUUAUGCUGAAGUAAAAAAUCAAAAUAAUGUACAAAAGAUAAUUGAACGCAUGCAACUGAAUUAAAACUUUCAAUAAAACAGCAAUGCUUCGGCAAAGGACGUCAUAUUUGUAAAGUAAAAUGCGUUUAAAAAGAGAAAACACGAAAUAUCAUAUACAAGUGAAUUACGUUACACAAAAUAUUAUAGGUAAUUGUCUAAUCAGUGAUUAGACUGAUGACUGCAUCCGCAAUAAUGUAUAGAUACCAAACCAUAACAGAGCUAAAAGUUAGAAAAUGUAAUUUUUGAAUGAGGAACGAAUACAAUUGUUUUCUUUUUUAUAUUCAUUUUAAGUUUUGAAUUCAUUUAUAUUGUGAUUUAGUUAAUCCAAAUUGUUUCAUAUGAGUCAUACAAUUAUGAUAGACUUGCUUUAUAUAUUGUUUAAUAUCUUUGACGAAAUAUAUAGAAAUAAUAAAAUGUUUUUGCUUUUCUCAGAAACAAUUCUAGACAGAUUUCACAGUAGAUAAACGAAAUUACAGAACAGUGCCUUGCAAGCCUAUACAAAUCCAAUGUGUAGCCUGUCUUGAGAUUACAAACACGUGACUUCCUUGUUCUUUCGAGCCUUUAUAUUUUAACUUGAACUUUUCUUGCGAUAACAGAAGUAGACUUGUUAUUAUACUAUAUAGAUGAAAUAAAGAUGUGUGUAGAACUAUUUUGAUAGUUUUAAGCUUUGAAAUAUCUUGGCCGUCUUAUAGUCUUUGCUCUUUGUUUAUAUAAUUGGUAAAUAUUAAGGAUAUCAUAUUUCAUACUUUCAUUUUAUACUUAUAAAACAAGCCUAGUUAAGAAGAGAAAAAUAUUCGUGUAAUGAAAUUACCACAUUGACAUAUACAGCAGAAAAUGGGAAAUCAGAAUUAAUCGCACAUCGGUUCAAGUUAAAAGAUGUCUGACAGGUUUAACAAUAUGUUUUUUAGAUGUUUGACUAUUGAAACUAAUACUUAUAAAGAUGUUCGACACGUUGAAAUAUAUGUCAUCACGAUGUUUAAAAGGUUAA
Molecule: messenger RNA, 4415 nt
Organism: Ruditapes philippinarum (Manila clam)
Lineage: Eukaryota; Metazoa; Mollusca; Bivalvia; Venerida; Veneridae
Exons: 22
Coding region: 321-3452 (1043 amino acids)
Biological process (GO): cell differentiation; cell surface receptor protein tyrosine kinase signaling pathway; protein phosphorylation
Cellular component (GO): extrinsic component of cytoplasmic side of plasma membrane
Molecular function (GO): signaling receptor binding; ATP binding; non-membrane spanning protein tyrosine kinase activity
Source: RefSeq, a predicted model, not a curated record